Plasmodium cynomolgi strain B is the source of this 2307-nucleotide messenger RNA. RefSeq names its product protein kinase. Gene Ontology annotation, biological process: protein phosphorylation. Lineage: Eukaryota; Apicomplexa; Aconoidasida; Haemosporida; Plasmodiidae. Bases 1 to 2307 code for a protein of 768 amino acids. Gene Ontology annotation, molecular function: protein kinase activity; ATP binding. The record is from RefSeq and is a predicted model, not a curated record. The transcript is spliced from 5 exons.
AUGGAGAGUAGGUCAAAGGAGAUAAAACAAGGCGUGGUCACUGCCAGAGAUCCGUCUAGUAUGAAGAGAAAGCAGCAGAUCUGUGGGAGACUCCCCCUGAUUGGAAGAAAUCGGAGGGGAAAAAGCAGCAGAGUUAGCACAGUAGGAGUGACUUCCGAGUGCGUUUUGGACAAAAAGGAACAAAAAAGUGGGGACAUUCCCUCGAUAGGGAAUCACAUCCCUCAUGGUAGUGUCAACUGUGAAAAGAAAGUCAGUUUCGAGGAAGAAACCUUUUCCAAAGGGCACAGGUGGAAUGUCCAUGGAAGCGUCUCCACAAACACAUCCUUUCACCACAGCAGCGUGGAUGAGAGCACCUCACGUCAAAACAGCAAUGAAGGUUAUCUCUCCAUGGGUACUUCCCUAGAGGUGGAGGGGAAAAUGACCGACCAGCUUUACAAUCAAAGUAGCACUCUAAAGGAGGAGAGUAAAAUGUUCCUAUUAGAGCAUGAAAUUUUUUUUGAAAACGAUGAGUUAGUUGACGUGAAAGGUGAGAAUCGGUGUGGUGAGAGAAGUAAGCUAGAUGGAGGAGAGGGGAAAAAGAGGGACCUUGUGUCUACUAACGGGGCACUAAAAAAGGGGAGGUACCCAUCUGGAAAUGUUACCACUAAUUCGAAGAGCACCCAUGAGGAUAAAAAAAUUCUUCAUAGAAGGAAGAACCCAUUGGAGAAGUCUCCCAAAUGUCAUGUUGCUAACCCUGUGAGGUGGAACGCAUCUGAUAGGGCACAUGGUCCAAAAUUGAAAAGGGAAUCCACCCAUGCGAUUUCAGAAGAAUUCCCUGUUAGUGGAAAGAAAAAUAUUUCCAAUUCGACUGGGAAGAAGGUAGAAGAUCACAAAGUAAGCAACACCUCAUCGUGCGAUGAACGAAAGAGGGAAGAAUAUGUUUCCACUUCGAAUUACAAGUUGGAUAAUUGUACGUCUGGAGAUCAACUGGACUUGAGAAACGACACCUUUUGUUAUGAAAACAGCUUACAGAGUAGUCUGUCCAAGAGUGCCCAUAGUUCUAGCUUGGUGGACUAUGUCACUUCUCAAAAUAGUAGCCUCACUACUGAGUAUGGGGAGCAGUGUCCGGAGGAGAAGUCUUACAAAAGCGAACGCACCACGGGUAGUCCCCCUGGUGAUAGGCCCUCGUACUUAAGUAGCGAAGUGCAAGACAGUCUCUACAAUUCUGUGGUGAAGAACAUGGAGAAGGGAAUUAUGACCUUGGACGGGUUCGAGCAAGGGGGUGCAGCAGCGGAAGGUGGAAAGGCAGUGAAAGACGUGGAAGGUGGCAAGGUCGUGGAAGACGCAAAAGUGGGUGAUGCACAGCCUGACGAGGGGGUACUCCCCCCAGUGGAAGCCCACCCCGCGAAAUGCACCGCAUCAGAAGAAGACGCGGUGAAAAUAUUUUUCAAGGGGGACAGAAGGUUCUUCAACUUCGAUCUCCCCGCUAGCGAAAUAAUCGAACGGAAGAGCUUCGAAAUAAUCGAAAUGAUCAGCGAGGGAAGUUUCGGCAUCGUUUACAAAGCCCUGUGGCAGAACAAAAUCGUUGCCGUGAAAAAGUCUCAUAUCCACAUGUCCCUGGAGGGCAUGCGCUCCAUCGUGCGCGAGGUGAACACGUACCGCUCCGUUUCGCACGAGAACAUUGUGGAGUAUUACGGAGUCUGCAUAGAUGAAGCCUUCAUAGGGAUCGUCCUGGAGUAUGUCCCCAGAGGGAACGUCUUCGACCUGUUGUACAAUGGCACGCUGAUUGUGCCUUACGAGGUUCGCCUGCAGAUGGCUGUCCAGCUCGUGCAAGUGGUUAACUACCUUCACUCGGUUAAGCGGUUCGUCCACCGGGAUUUGAAAACGAGUAACUUUUUGUUCGACGAGGAGUACAACCUAAAAAUAUGCGAUUUCGGAAAAACGAGGAAGCUAAACACAGACGGGAAAAUUAUUUUAGAGGACAACGGAGGAUCCCCCAGAUACAUGGCCCCGGAGUGUUUCAUCGAAGGUAGCACUGAUGAGGGAAUUAUGGACGUUCAGAACUCCAUAAAUGAGAAGUCGGAUAUCUGGGGCCUGGCGUGUUGCCUGAUUGAGAUUUUCGCCAACCAAAUUCCGUUUCAGCACAUAAAGCAUAAGGAAGACGUUGUCGUAGAAAUUUUGGUCAACAAGCAGAAGCCAAGCGUGCCUAACUGCUUCCACCCCCAAUUACACAAACUGUUGGAGAGGAGUUUCAGCAUAGACCCAGAGGAAAGACCCUCAUGCGAGGAGUACCUACAAUUGCUCCUCGAGUUUUAUCCAAAAAACUGA